Messenger RNA from Puntigrus tetrazona (Sumatra barb), 1399 nucleotides. RefSeq lists its product as uncharacterized. The coding region runs from base 1 to 402 and encodes 133 amino acids. The transcript has 2 exons. The record is from RefSeq and is a predicted model, not a curated record. Lineage: Eukaryota; Metazoa; Chordata; Actinopteri; Cypriniformes; Cyprinidae.
AUGGGACAAAAGGACUCCUGGGAGGCCCGCCAGCGACGGGUGGAGGCGUUGUGUGGAGACGUCCUGGCUCCCAUGCCCCUGUCCGCACCCAGCGCCCUGGUCAACCCCGACACCGUCAGCCCGACCCAGUUCCGCUCGUCGUCCCGGGGCUCGAGCAUGACGUCCUCGCAGUCGUACUCCCUCCAUUCACUGGAUGAAGUCAAUUAUCACUCCUCAUUUCAACCCGCCUCUGGCAGCUUUGCCUCCCCUUCGUUUAUGACUGAGCCUGCGACCAAACUGGUGCCAGGGCUACCCUCGGAAGACGCCGAAAGCGCCCCUUCGGCCCUGAGCGACAGCCUGGUAUGGGGCAAGGAGGACACUAGUAGCACUUGGUCACAGUAUGAGGUCCGAAGGGCAUUCUGAGACUGAAUUAAAAGGAAACGAAGGCUGGCCUGGCAGCCUAGCAGAUCAACAUCUCUUUAAUACGUAACAAUUAGCACUACAAUCUUUUUUUGCUUAGCGGAGCUAAGACUUAACAUUGAGGAACAAAUUAUAUCUUCAAUUUAACGUUUUGACUGUAUCGUUUAUCAUUACCGCAUCUUCUCUUUCCACCGUUACAGCUUAUAUUGGGAUGAUAAUCAGUAUAAGGAGUCUGUAUAUCAGAUUUUGUUUUUUUUAUUUCUGUGACACGCAAGUGACAGUGAGUCUAUAUAAAUGUAUAUUGUCCGCAAAAAUUAAGUGUUACGAUAUUUAUAGCUGAUAGCCCUAUUUCUCUUCUCCUGAGUUUUACAUUUCAAAAGCAUGUCGUGAAAAUGGUUUAAAGGUAAAUGAACUAGAAUUCUGUAAAAAAAACAAAAAAACAACAACAAAAAAAAAACAUUUGAAUGAAACCUCAAACUUUUUAUUGAAUAAAUGUACAAAGAUAAAAAAAAAAAAAAAGUUUUUCAUUAUUAUAUAUUCGUAUUUAUUGAAAUGCAAUGUAGAGGAUAAGGAAAAAGUACAUACAAAAUAAUUUGAAAAAGAUGUGUUUUCUUUCUUUCAGAUUUUGUAGAUAAAGAGAUCUGACUUCUAAAGUAAGACCUUGUAAAAUAAACCAUAUAAAAUUAAUAAAUGACCGAAUGAUUUUUCUGAUGCUUUAUUAUAAUAACAAAUAAAGAGUUCAGACGCAAACAUUUCUAAAAUUUGUUUUCUAAAAUUAGGAUUUUUGCUGUAUUUAUGUUCAGGUAUUUCAUUUUACAGGACCUAUGCAUUUCCAUUAGAAUAAACCUGAGCCCGAUAAAAACGCUCCUCCAAGAUUUCAGAUGGCACUCAUGGCUCAUGCAUCUGAACAAAUCUCGCAAAUAUUCUUUUAGGACUAAAGCAAAGGUGUUAUUCCAGGCCUGUACUGAAAUGAGAGCACGAAUCAGACCGCAUCCGCAUU